Messenger RNA from Suillus fuscotomentosus, 847 nucleotides. RefSeq lists its product as uncharacterized. The transcript has 6 exons. The record is from RefSeq and is a predicted model, not a curated record. The coding region runs from base 155 to 637 and encodes 160 amino acids. NCBI's taxonomy places the organism in Eukaryota, Fungi, Basidiomycota, Agaricomycetes, Boletales, Suillaceae.
CUUGAGGUGCCAUUUUCCAGCAAUGACAGCGAUGGCAGAUCAAUUACAGUAUUGUAUUGGUGCACGGUGUAAACGGCGCGCUCGUCGCUAGCACUAUUGGAUUAUCCUGAAGUUCCUGACUCGGAUGAACAUGUAGUGGCUGUUAUGACACACCAUGCCUGCGGCGAUGCUUACAAGACCUGGCUUGCUAGUUGCUACACUGGGCUACACGAUACCAAUGACUAACCGUAACGAGCUAUGUCUUUGGAUUCUGAACCAUACGACAUCCGAGUCGAUCAUCGAGGAUGCUUCACCAGUACAACUCAAAAAGUCAACACCAGAGCAUCAAUUUGAAGGCCACGAGGACGAUCGGAGAUACCUCGCAUAUGACGAACGUGGCAGGAAUCUUGCUUUGUGGAUGGUCUCAUACAUAGCUCCUGAGCUUCCGGCCGACGCUACAAAUAUUUGGUUGCACAGCUGUAUAGUGAUGAUUGUGGCGACCUUUUUCAGACUUCUCAUGCUUCGACACCAUCUUGCACCUCCUAUCGUCCCAAGUGUCCUAACUGAUCUUCGGCUCGCCGCUUCUGGAACAUCCAUAUACCCUCCCAUUAUCCAUGACCCAAUCUUCAGAAGGUCUACGUUACGUACUGCCCUGUGAACCGUAAUACUGAGACUGCUACAGCCCCAACCUCAAGUGCAAACGGUGACACAACAACCUGCGCAAGAAGAAGGUCAUGAUUGUUGUGCACACUGGUGCAUCUAAUGCUGCAUUUCCACUGUUCAGCUUGUUACCUCGUAAUAAUGCUAUCAUACCAGGCGUAUUUCGCCGUGCCCUUUAUCUCGGCUCGGUUCUGUUUUGAUACCGUAC